GAGUGAGCCAUUCCCUGCUCUCCUUGCCUUCCCUCUCUCUCUCACACUCACUCUCUUUCCCUUUUGGUCUCUCCGUCUUCUCCAGCUUGGGUUGAGGGUGUGUGUAUGAGAGAGAGUAAAAAACCAAAAGCAUACAGAGAGGAAAAGAGAGCAAAGAAAGAAAGGGAAAGUCUCUCGCCUGCUGGGAACUUGUUGUUUGGCAAUGCCUGGCGCGGAGCAGGAGCAGCAGCAGCCCCUCGCGUUCCCUCCGGCGCCUCUUUCACACUAAGGACCGAGGAAAAAAACCCACUUAGGAAGAUCUGCAGUCGCAAAUGGUUGUACUCAGGAUAGGAUGGGACUUCAGUUGAACGGCAGAUACAUUUCUCUGGUCCUGGCGGUGCAACUAGCGUCCCUGGUGCAGGCGGUCAGAGCGGCGGGGAAGUGCGAUGCGGUCUUCAAGGGCUUCUCGGAUUGUGUGCUCAAGAUGGGCCAGAACAUCGCCCUUUACCAGCAGGAUCCGGACGACAAGAAAAAUCUCGAAACGAUCUGCCGGUACUGGGACGACUUCCACGCCUGCACCCUCAUCGCCCUCACGGAUUGCCAGCAGGAAGGGGUGACAGACGUCUGGGAGAAGCUGAAAGAGAAAUCCAAAAAGCUCGAUUACGAAGGCAACUUGUUCGUCCUGUGCAGCAAGACCAAGGCGGCGGGCUCAUCCGUGGUGGCCCUCCCGUCGCCUUGGCUGGUGGUGGCGCUUUCGGCCGCCUUGGCGACGCGCUUCUCCUUGUAAAAAGGGGGCGAGCGGGGGGGGGGGGAGCCUUCCUUCUCCCCCUUGGAGAGAAAAGAGCGAGAAAAGGACAAGCACAACCUGUCCCACAACACGACGCCACCGCUUCAACGCAGGGGAAAACAAAAGUCUCCUCCACUUUGCUCGGCGGUGUGGUGGGUUUGCACCCACACCAACAACAACUGCGGUGGGGAAUAAUAACAAAGCCUGAGCACCAUCUUCACCUUUUGGGGAGGGGGAAGAAGAGAGGGAGAACUCACCCGGCCACUGAGCAGCGCACCACGCCACCCAGCUCUCUCUCGUCUCUUGCCCUCCCUCUCCUCAACUUUGCGUCCUGAUUUGCCAAAUGGUACCACCAACAGCCAAACUCGGACCUCAGCUUUAUCCUCCUCUCUAGAUAGACCCAGAUCUCUUCGACCCCCGCCCCCUCCCCUCCUCUCUCUCUCUCUCUUUGGGGCGCAAAAAGCAAUCUCAGGAACGGCUUCCAGCCACCACCGAAUACUAAUACAAGCGUUCAUAGCUAAUACGAAUCAUAGUAAUAAUAAUGAAUCCUAUGAAUGAGGAGGAAGAGGAUGCAGCUCACGGCGACACGAGAGGGGCUCUUUCAUGGGGGUGACGAACCAACAGGAUGGAUGGAUGGAGUGGGGGGGGGGGGUCAUAUAGAGAAGGAUCCACGAGCUCCGUGGCCAAUCCAUCUUUCUUUCCGAAGGGAACUCUGGUGACGUUUCGUUUUCGUUUCGGAUUUUUUCAGCCAUUCCAUUUCAGAGACAUGGAGAAAAGGGGGAAAAAUAAAUAAAUAAAUAAAGGACCAAUGGAGAGAUUGUUUUUUAAAAAAAGGGCUGGGGAAUGAAGACCAAAACCUGGAAACAACAAGAAAGGAAAACACAGAAGGAUUGAAUGAAAAUGUUGACCUAAUGAAUGCUGCUAAGUUUGCUGAGAGUUGAGCUUUACUUAAUCGUCAAGGCAUCUAUAUUUUUAUUUUUCAAAAUUCACUGCCUUUUUUUCCCUUUGGGUCGCUGUGAGUUUGGCCAUGUUCCAGAAGCAUUCUCUCCUGACGUUUCGCCCACAUCUAGGGCAGGCAUCCUCAGAGGUUGUGAGGUCUGUUGGAAACUAGGCAAGAGAGGUUUAUAUAUCUGUGGAAGGUCCAGGGUGGGAGAAAGAACUCUUGUGUAUGUUGCAAUUAAUCACCUUGAUGAGCACUGAAAAGCCUUGCAGCUUCGAAGUCUGGCUGAUACCUGCCUGGGGGAAUCCUUUGUUGGGACGUGUUAGCUGGCGUUGAAUCCAUGAAUGGAAAAUCUGUGGAUACAGGAGGUCAACUAUAAUUUUUUUAAACAUAGUGGUGCUCUUUAGCUUUUACACAAUUUGAGUCCCCAAUUGUUAUUGAAUGGUAACAUUCAAUAUUCCCUGUUAGUGCAGUGGGUUAAACCCUUGUGCCGGCAGGACUGAUGACUUGAAGGUUGGGUUGCUGACCUGAAGGUUGCCGGUUCAAAUCCAACAGGGGAGAGUGAGGAUGAGUUCCCUCUAUUAGCUCUAGCUCCAUGCAGGGACAUGAGAGAAGCCUCCCAGAAGGAUCAAAGCAUCCGGUGUCCCCUGGGCAACAUCCUUGCUGACGGCCAAUUCUCUCACACCAGAAGCAAUUGCUGUUUCUCAAGUCGCUCCUCACACACACAAAAAAGCUGGCCCUGAUUGUUUCUUCUCUGGAAUCCUGAGUGUUGUUCUUUAUUUACUGUCCUGAUUUUAGAGUUUUUUUAAUAAACACAGAGAAGCCAUUGAAAUCCACAAGCAUGUGGACAAUUUCAACAGAAAGGAGAAAACUAUGACAAUGAACAGAAACUGGCUAUCAACACUCAAAAUAGGGGAAUUCCAGGCAUGGACCAGUUUCAGACAUGAAACUAUCAGGGGCAGCUAACACCUCCCAACAAAAGAUUCCCCCAGGCAGAAAUCAGCCAGGCUUUGAAACUGCAAGGCCAUUCAAUGCUAAUCAAGGUGAUUAAUUGUAACAGUUACACUUGCCUCCAGCAGACAAGACUUCUUUCUCCCACCCUGGACUUUCCACAGAUAUAUAAACCCCAAUUGCCUAGUUUCCAACAGACUUCACAACCUCUGAGGAUGCUUGCCAUAGAUGUGGGAGAAACGUCAGGAGGGAAUACUUCUGGAACAUGGCCAUACAGCCUGGAAAACUCACAGCAACCCAGUGAUUCCGGCUCUGAAAGCCUUCGACAAUACAUUUUUUUCUUAUCCCCUUUUCUUCUUUUGGGAGAAAACAAAAAAAAAAGAGAGAGAAAAGUUUCCAAGUUUCCCCCUCUUCUCUUGUUUUUUUACGUGUUUUCCCACCAUUACCGUAAGAUAUGAUUAUAUAUCCAACCGUAUAGAUCACAAGGGGGGAAAAACUAAAAUAAGGAGGGGUUUACGUCUAUGUGUAAGAAAAAAAUUACGAUAAAACACACCGCCUCAAGGUUUUCGGGGGGUGGAGGAGGGGGAGUAUUCAAAGAGCCUUGAUUUUAACAAAAAAAAAGAGAACAAAUGUAAUUUAAGAAAGUUUAUUAUAAAGUCAAUUCAGCAAAAAAGAAAUUAUAAAAGAUUUGCUACGAAGUAUAGAACAAAGGUAUAAAAUAAAAUUAUUGUUUGAAAAUGAA
Molecule: messenger RNA, 3399 nt
Organism: Anolis carolinensis (green anole)
Lineage: Eukaryota; Metazoa; Chordata; Lepidosauria; Squamata; Anolidae
Gene: nrn1
Product: neuritin 1
Exons: 3
Coding region: 332-766 (144 amino acids)
Biological process (GO): nervous system development; neuron projection extension
Cellular component (GO): plasma membrane
Source: RefSeq, a predicted model, not a curated record